This is a messenger RNA of Papaver somniferum (opium poppy), 1589 nucleotides long. RefSeq names its product aspartic proteinase nepenthesin-1-like. Bases 31 to 1464 code for a protein of 477 amino acids. The record is from RefSeq and is a predicted model, not a curated record. NCBI's taxonomy places the organism in Eukaryota, Viridiplantae, Streptophyta, Magnoliopsida, Ranunculales, Papaveraceae. Gene Ontology annotation, cellular component: extracellular region. The transcript has a single exon.
UCCAUAUUGCUAGAAACCAUAAACCAAAAAAUGGGUCUGAUCACUCUUUUCAUUCUUUUUCUCACAAUUUCUCACGUCUCCUUAUUACAAAUUAACUCAGUCAUUGCAGUUAGCCCAAGUGGGUUUAGUUUGAAGAUCAUCCAUAGUGACUCUAAAGAAUCACCUCUGUACCCAGGUGAUCAUUUAACACCAGAAGAAAGGUUACAAAGACUCGUCCAACAAUCAAAAGAUCGAGCACGUUACGUUGGAAUACAAGUAUCAAGUGAUUCAAGUUCCAACGAAACCACAAACCCGAUAAACCCCAAUUCUACAAGCAUACCUGUGUCUUACGAAGGUGUAGGAGCAUUUUAUGUUGCAGAGAUAGGAAUAGGUACUUUUCCUUUGUCUCUACAACCUUACGAGGAAAACUACUUAAUUGUUGAUACUGGCAGCGAGAUUAUAUGGACUCAAUGCGACGGUGCUCGAAAUAAUUCUCGAUAUUUCCAUCAAGACAAACCCUUAUAUCCAGCAGGAAAUUCAAGAACCUAUCAACCUCUUCUUUGUCAGGAUCAUCACCCUCUUUGCUUCCCAGGAGGAUGUGAGGCAGGCCGAUGUACUUACUUAGCAUCUUACCCGUCGACGGCAUGGUCGAGGGGUGUUUUGGCUAAAGAAAAAUUCACUGUAAAUAAAGAUCAAAAUGAAACUUUUGAUAUUAUCAUGGGUUGUGGCUUUUGGCAAAAUGGUUUCGAAGAAUUUCUCGGUUCUGGUUCUCUAAGAGGAAAACCUGAUCUUGUUACUGGAGUACUCGGUCUGGGAUCGGGGCCUAGGUCCCUUACAAGUCAAUUACAAAUAAGCACCUUUUCCCACUGUCUGAAGCCAUAUAGUUCUGGUGAGGCUCUAACAGUUCCAAGCACGUAUUUAAGGUUUGGUUCAAACGCGACAAUCGGAGGUGAAUCGCAACAUGUAUCCAAGACUCCCUUUGUUGCUCCUCCUACUGGCCGCGGUCCAUAUUUCUUGAAUUUAGAGGGUAUUAGCAUAAAUGGGAUUAGAGUCCCCUUACUUGAAAAAAAGGAUUUCGAAUAUGACCGGCGUACUGGAAAAGGAGGUUUUUUCAUAGAUUCAGGGACUCCAUUUUCCGUUAUGUACCAACCACAUUUUGAUAAAGUUUCGGAAAGGGUUAUUGCAUAUUUUCAUGAUUUGGGUAUUAAUUAUGAUGAAGGAUUAGGUCGUGGUAAUUUUAAGACUUGUUUUGCAAAACCUAACAGGCAUUUCGCGUAUCCACCUAUGACACUUCACUUUGAAGACGCGGAUUUUCUACUCGACAAACCGGAGACUGUCUUUUCUAUCACUCUUGUUGAUUUUUGUUUAGGUAUUAUUCCAUCCGAGGCGAAUGUAAACCUUUUCGGAGCAAUGCAGCAAGCUGGCAAAACGAUGUUGUAUGAUACUUCUGAACUGACACUGUCAUUUGCUGCGGAGGAUUGCUAAUCGGGUUCUUAAAGAGACAAUUACCAGCACUAAUCCAGCUGCUAGCUAUUUUUUUAUUCGUAAUAACUGAAAUAUUAUAAGUGUUCACCAUCAUUUCAUUUGGAAAUUAAUAAAAUAUACAUAAU